Molecule: messenger RNA, 1872 nt
Organism: Mya arenaria
Lineage: Eukaryota; Metazoa; Mollusca; Bivalvia; Myida; Myidae
Product: GPN-loop GTPase 2-like
Exons: 7
Coding region: 677-1576 (299 amino acids)
Cellular component (GO): cytoplasm
Molecular function (GO): GTPase activity
Source: RefSeq, a predicted model, not a curated record
UUUAAGAAUUUCUUAACUUUAUCAGUGCUAAAAAUGGCUAAUGUGCAAGCAGUCGAAAUUAACACAAGCUGCACUGGUAAAAUAUCUUCCAGGCUUGCUUAAAUUCUGUAAUUUAUAUAGCAGGACUUGUAAGAAAAUUUGAUGCCAAGCAAUUAACAAAGAUAGACUUACAAUUAUGCCUAGAAAUAGUAUAAAGCCAGCUGUAAGUGAAUUUACGUGAAGAUUUUUGAAGAAUUGUUGAAUUUCAACCUGUUUGUAAAAUUGUAUAUAUUGUGGCAUACUGUGUGUAUUAUACAGUUAAGGCCUCUAUAUAUACCAAAUUACGGACAUAACAGACUAUGGAAAUUACGGACCAGACAUAACAGACCAUAUUUUAAUUUAGGGACAUUACGGACCAUCUUGAGAAACUUACAAACAACGAUUUCAAUUGUUAUUAACUUUUUGUUUUAAUUCAUUCACUCCAACUGGCAAUUUCUGUUGCAUUUAGAUUGUUAGAUUUUUAUCAAAAAGUAACGAAGGGUACCAGUCUAAAUGUAUGCGUAAAGGCUAAAGACAACUGAUUUUUGUUGUUCUUCUUUUUAAUCGAUUAAAUUUGAAAAAUAUUAUCUUUUCUGCUUUAAUUCUAGAUUGUUCGACAGUAGACCUUUUCGGUAUUUUGUAAAAAGUACAAGACGUAAUGUUUGGUCAGCUGGUGAUAGGUCCACCUGGGUCGGGGAAGACCACCUACUGUGCCGGCAUGCAGCAGUUCCUUCAGGAGUUCGGCAGGGAGGUAGCGGUGGUCAACCUUGAUCCAGCCAAUGACAUGAUGAAGUACAAGCCUGAUAUUGACAUCACUGACCUCAUUACAAUCUCUGACGUCAUGGAUACCUUGAAACUGGGACCCAAUGGCGGACUGGUGUAUUGUAUGGAGUACCUUGAGCAGAACAUGUCAUGGUUGGAGGAGGAGCUGGCGCGUGUGAAGGGUCGUUAUCUCCUGAUUGACUGUCCCGGCCAGGUGGAGCUGUACACCCACAAUACUGCUGUCCACAACAUCGUCCAGCGCCUCAUAAAGAUGGAUAUCCGCCUGGUGGCAGUACACCUUGUUGACUCACAUUACUGCAGUGAUGCGUCUAAGUUUAUCUCGGUUUUGCUGACAUCCCUGACAACGAUGUUACAGAUGGAACUCCCGCAUGUGAAUGUGCUGUCCAAGUGUGACCUCAUACAGAAGUACGGCAAGCUGGCGUUCAACCUGGAUUUCUACACUGAGGUCCUUGACCUCUCCUACAUACUCGAUCAGUUCAAGGAGGAGGAGGAGCAUAGCAGGUACAAGAAACUAAAUGCAGCCAUUGUUGAUAUUGUGCAGGACUACAGCCUUGUCUCCUUUGUCCCACUCUUUGUAGAGGACAAGGAGAUAAUGUUACGUGUGAUGAAGGCGGUGGACAAGGCUAACGGCUAUGUGUUUGGGGAUCUCGAGGAACGAAACUUGCAAGAGAUGCUCUCCUGUGCUGCCGGGGCUGAAUUUGAGUACGAGAAAAUACAGAACAUACAGGAACACUUUGUGGAUGACUCUGCUGGUACAAGCACUGAAAAUGGUUGAACCCACAGGGAUGGGUUGAAGUGUUUGAUGUGAUAGAAUGUUCUUGCAUAAAUGAGCUACUACUAUCACUAAAUUUUCGUAACUAACAACUGAGUUGAAGACUUAUGUUGUCAUGUACAGUGGUGCCUUGUUCAUGCUUACAAUGUCAAUUCUACUGAAAAGAACAUCUGUUCAUUACAUUCUCAUGUCCGAAGUGAGUUACAUGGAGACCUAAGAGAUGGUGUCAUUAUAAUUGUGAUACAUGUAUGAUGUUGUUAUUGACAUGACUAAGUGCGCAUUAGAUGUUAUUUCUGCUG